AUGGCGGAUUCAGUUACCAUGUCCCCAGGAGCCCAGCAACCCAGUUCUAUCUCGGUCAAGGGUUUCAAGAUCACCACGCAGAAGUUGCCAAUCCUAAAGGCUGAUCCGAUUGAAGACAUGACCAAGAAGCUCGGAAUUACGCCACCCGAAAUGAUAUUCGGCGAUAAUUAUGUUGCGAUAGAGCAUGAAAAAAGUGGCUGGGGUAUCAACUUCAAUGCUUUUGAUGCUUUGGAUCGGGUUGAUAAAACUGGCUCAUCAAUGCUGAAGGUUGCAUAUUCGAGAGAAUGGCAGAGUAGCAGAGAGAAAACCCAUGAAGGAAUCAAGGAAAUUGUCAAGCCGUUUGACUGGUCCUACAGUACAGACUACACGGGCACUGUCUCUCGUAACGCAAGGGAUUUUGAACCGACAACGCAAGCCAUACCGAUCGAGUUACUCAAGCGACCGGACCCGAUAUUGUUUUUCGAUGAGGUCAUCCUCUACGAGGAUGAACUUGCGGACAACGGCAUCGCUAUGUUAUCCUGCAAGAUACGCGUAAUGCCGGACCGGCUGCUUCUGCUUUUAAGAUUCUUCAUGCGUUUGGACAAUGUACUCUUCCGUCUCCGGGAUACAAGAGUGUAUGUGGACUUUGAUACCCUCGAAGUUAUUCGCGAGUAUCAGUCCAAAGAGUGCGAUUAUGAGGUCGUUCGUCGGACCCUAGCGGCUACGAGAGAUGAUAUUCCGGCCGUCAUGAGAGAUGCCAAUAGGCUUUCAGAGAUCCUUCAAAUCAAGGAGAAACGUUCAGAGCGAGUCACUCUCACCAAAUAG
Molecule: messenger RNA, 804 nt
Organism: Aspergillus campestris IBT 28561
Lineage: Eukaryota; Fungi; Ascomycota; Eurotiomycetes; Eurotiales; Aspergillaceae
Product: TIP41 family protein
Exons: 3
Coding region: 1-804 (267 amino acids)
Biological process (GO): TOR signaling
Cellular component (GO): cytosol
Source: RefSeq, a predicted model, not a curated record